Molecule: messenger RNA, 4202 nt
Organism: Monopterus albus (swamp eel)
Lineage: Eukaryota; Metazoa; Chordata; Actinopteri; Synbranchiformes; Synbranchidae
Product: probable E3 ubiquitin-protein ligase HERC4
Exons: 25
Coding region: 471-3509 (1012 amino acids)
Biological process (GO): protein ubiquitination; ubiquitin-dependent protein catabolic process
Cellular component (GO): cytoplasm
Molecular function (GO): ubiquitin protein ligase activity
Source: RefSeq, a predicted model, not a curated record
AAACAGGAAUAAAUAGUUAAUGAAAACGGAGUAUAAGAAAGUAAUAUACAGUUUCAUUUAUGGCUUAGCAUCCAGCCAAUAUUGGCACAAGCUCUUACGGUGUGUUCAAGGUGUAAUGAAGGGAUUUCAAGGAGCAAAGAAAGUACAAAUGAACCAUCAGUAAAAGAGAGCAACCAAAUCAAUUGGCUGGGGAUGCUACACUAACUGUAGUAUCCCUUUAAUAUCUUUAGACGAUAAAGCUUUGAGCACAACAAUCCAUCACUCUUUAAAUCUUAUCAUUAACACCUUCAUAGACUGUGGUUGUUUGGUGUGCACGCAUUGGCUGUAAAGCUAGAAAAACAAGGGUUUGUCGAAGAGCAACUUGAAGAGCUACCCUCAUAGCUGGGUUAACCUACUGUGUGCUGAAGUGAAAUACUGCAGCUUACACACGCGUUUGGAUACAUUUUUCUGAGCUGAGUCAUUAAAACCAGAUGUCAGGUCUUCAGAGCCACUUUAUGAAAAUGUUGUCAUGGGGAGAGGACUGUCAGCAUGGCUUUCGGUUGAGAGAGGGCUCGAAUAUUUCAACAGUUGAUGGAGUUCACUUUUUAAACCUCAGUUAUUACAUCAAGGACCUGUCAGCAGGUCACAGCGUGCUUGCCUUCAUUAAAACCAAUGGAGAUGCCUUCAUCAUUCACACAAGCGAGAGCAACAACAGAGAAAGAGUCUGGAGGAAACAGAAGUUUGUGAACUGCAAUGAGAAGAUUCAAGCUGUAAGUUGUGGUGAUGAUGUAGUCACAUUACUGUCUGAGAGAGGCACAGUUUUCUGUGUAGACACAACGCACACUCCUUUCACUCCAAGCCCUCCUAAAGUUUUGUGUAACACACCAGUUUCUCAGGUUGCUUGUGGGAGCCAACAUUCAGUUGCCUUGACCAAAGAUGGUCUGGUGUACACAUGGGGUCUGGACUCACGGGGCCAGCUGGGUCUGGGAAACAGGAGGUGCAGCACCAGUUCACCACAACACCUCCAGUCUUUGUCAGUGAUCCCCCUGGUUCAGAUCGCUGCAGGAGGAGAACAGAGCUACGCACUCUCUGUGUCUGGAGGUGUGUUUGGCUGGGGCAGAAAUGACUGUGGACAACUGGGGCUGGGAGACAAAACAGACAGAUGCAAACCAACAGCUGUUCGUUAUCUGAACAGGAAGAAAACUAUUUACAUUUCCUGUGGAAAGGACCACUCUGCCAUUUUGACAAAGGAUGGUGCAGUGUUUACAUUUGGCUCUGGUCACUAUGGACAGCUGGGACACAACUCAGUCUGUGAUGAACUACGUCCACGGCUUGUUGCAGAGCUCUGGGGUGCAAAGGUCACCAGGAUUGCAUGUGGACGACAUCACACGUUAGUGUUGACAGACUCUGAGAGGGUCUACUCCUUUGGGAAUGGUGAACAAGGGCAGCUGGGACACAGAGAGGAGAGUCAUUCAUCUGUGCCGCUACGUGUUCAGCUGCCACUGGACAGCAGUGAUGGUCCCAAAAUUAUAAACAUCUAUGCAGGAGGAAACUGCUCUUUUGCAGCGUGCACGUCUAAUGAGAACAUUCACCAGGGGUCAAACACUGACAUUAUGAACCGUGUAACACAGAACUCAGUUGAUGAUAUGAUUGACAAAUGGCUUUCUAACUGUGAUAUAAAAUUCAGUAAACAGAUGAAACUGGAAAUACAGAGGAUGUUUUCCUCUGCAUCCUGUGUGAAUCAAAGCUUCCUGGAUCAAAGCAAAGAUAAACAUUUCCAGACCUCACCCAAGUAUUCUGGCCUGAAUUUAUCUUUUGCACAAAAGAAACUGGAGGAACUUGUGAAGAAGGAUGAUGUGUAUGAGGAGGUUGAGGCUGCUGUUCUGAAAUUGCUCCCCUCUCUUGUUGCGACACCAGUGGGAGUGGAGGGGCUGAGGGUCUACCUGCUUCUCAGUGAGCUUCUGCAUGUGGUCCAGAAACACAAAAGGCAACAGAACACAAAGCUUGCAGAGGCAGUCGCUGCUGCCAUACUCAGCUUGUCUGAGGAGAGUCUCCAGGUCAUAGGGGACUGGUGGUGCUCACUGCUGCCCUCCACCAUGAUUAAGCAUGUUAAGGUGUGGAAGCAGGCCCUCUCAGUGAUCCUGCCCUCUGGGCCUCGUACCUCUGCAGAUAACAUUAGAGUCAGAAACCUGCUACUAGUCCUCCAACAUAUGUACAAUGCCAACAACAGGAUUGUAGGACUUCAGAGAAUUCCUGAAAAAACAUAUUGUGUGGAAAUUCGCCAAGAAUUUCUUCAAGAGGAUCUGAGACUUUGGCACUCACAGGAUAAGAAUGAUCAGCCGCUUAUCCUAUUUAAGUUCCCAUUUGUGAUGGAUCUAAAAUCAAAGAAAAUGGCUUUUGACAUGUAUUCUUUGUACAUUCAGCGUGAACAGGCACAACCAAAGAUGACUUGGCUUCAUGGAUGGAAGCAAGAAUAUUUUGAACUGAAGUUGAAGCGAGAGUCACUUUUAAAGGAUACCUUCAAACAGCUUGGCUCAGCUGCUGCUCAUCCCAGUGCCUUCAAGAAGCCACUUGUGGUCUAUUUUGAUGAGGACCCAAAGGUCACAGAUGUCUACAAAAGAGACCUGUUUCACUAUUUGUUUCGUGACAUGGUGUCAACAAAAUCUGGGAUGUUCAUGUUUAAUGACUCCAAAACACUGGCAUGGUUCCCUUCCAGAGCAACAAAGAAGGACAAGAGAAAUUUCUUCCUGUUUGGGUUUCUGUGCGGACUAGCCUUGUACAACCAGUGCAUCCUUAACUUACCCUUCCCACUGGCUCUGUUCAAGAAGCUGCUCGAUGAGAAGCCUUCACUAGAGGAUAUGAUGGAAUUCAAUCCAUGUGAAGGACGGAAUCUACAGUGCAUCUUGGACUAUGAAGAUGAUGUUCUAGAGAACCUGUGUAUGUGUUUUGAGAUGAACUGGGAUGAGAUGAAGGUUGACCUUGAUCCCCACAAUCCUGGAAAACUAGUGACAAGUGAAAAUAAGAAGGAGUUUGUGAAUGCUUACGUGAAUCACGCCUUCAACACAUCAGUGGAGGGUGUGUUCCGGGAGUUCAAGCGAGGCUUCUUCCAGGUGUGUGACCGGGAGUUGGUGAAGCUGUUCCGGCCAGAGGAGCUGCAGGGAGUGCUGGUGGGCAAGGAUGUCUAUGACUGGGCAAAGCUGAAACAGAAAACUGUUUAUAUUUGGGAGUACCAUGAUUUCCACCCCACCAUACAGAUGUUCUGGGAGGUUUUUGAGGAACUAACUGAAGAACAGAAGAAAGAUUUCUUUAGGUUCCUGACUGGUUUUAGGAAGGUUCCUAUUCUUGGAAUGGACCAGAUCCAGAUGAAGGUUCGGCCUAAACUAACUGAGAAUGGCUCCCAUGAUCAGCACUUCCCUGAGUCUCUGACAUGCCACUCUAUUCUGGAGCUGCCCUUAUAUUCAACCAAGGGUAUCAUGCAGGACAGACUGAUAGAGGCUCUAAAACCAGAGAGAGGAUUUGUCAGUCUGUGAAGGUGGAUCAUCUGCUACAGAACAGGAGCAUGUCCUGUGUCUGUGCUGGGAAGGUGUGUGUCUGAUUUCUUUUUUAGGAUCACCUUUCCUGUGCUACCUCAGGCUAAAAACAAAAGCACUGUACAGAGUACACAUAUAGCUUGACUUGUAAGAGUACACUUUAAAAAGAGUGACCAAAGAGCAGCAUCUUCAGUCCAAUAGCUCUACUGUAUAACCUCAUAGCUGAAGGCAUUUUAACUGAAUAAUUUAUGAAUAUAAUAUUUUAUUUAGUUUUAUAUCUUCUCAGAAAUUAAGUAACAUUUUUAGUGCAUUUUACUUAGGACAAAUUUAACCAAACAAAAUAAGUGCAAUUGCCAGUUUACUAUGUACACUUUACUAAAUCUAACAGUCUUAUGUAACACUCCUGUAAUAUCUCUGAUCUCUGAUCAGUGUUCUUUCUGAUUCUGUGGGGGGAGAUAUCAGUUCAACUUUAUGGUGAGUUUUGAGUUUGCAGUUUGUGGUUCUGUUGUAUGAUAUAUUGAGUAGUAAAUGGGAACUGGGGCAAAAUAUUAUUUUUUAUUACAGUCAUUUAAGUUAAAAGUGGUAUGUAAAUCAGAUGCAAGUUUAAGUAAUUUAUGUUGCAUUUUGGGGUGCUGUUGUUUUGCCUUGUAUGUAACUGUGGUCUUGAGUCAAUAAAACAAUCAGACAUCAAAA